AUGACAACCCCUAAUCAGAGCAUACUAACGCCAUACAUCAAGUCAUUAUUUUUAGAUCCGCCUAAUUUGACUCCUUCAGACUUGUCAAUGGUCUUGAAAUGUAUAUUUCGAGGAAUACCAUCAGACAUUCAAACAGCUGCUUUUCUUACAGCCUUACGAAUGAGAGGCUUGGACCAUGAACCAGACUAUGUUGCGGCAGCAGCAACUACCAUAUUAGAAUUUUCUACUCCUAUACCCUUAGAAUCGUUAGAUCCCAAGGGUUAUGUUGAUGUGGUUGGAACAGGAGGAGACGGACAGAACACAUUCAAUGUUUCGACAUCUGCAGCGAUAGUGGCUGCGGGCAUGGGAUUAUCAAUAUGCAAACAUGGUGGAAAAGCUUCCACGUCAAGUUCUGGAUCUGGGGACCUUCUCAAAAGCUUAGGUAUCGAUCUAAUGCAAGUGACACACAAUACAACUGCACAUAUAGUCAAGAAGUCCAAGUUUUGUUUUUUGUUUGCGCCAGUAUUUCACCCUGGAAUGGCACAAGUGGCUCAUAUAAGAUCGCAGUUGGGGGUCCCUACUAUUUUUAACAUUUUGGGACCGUUGAUCAAUCCGAUUCCCUUACGAGCAAGAAUUUUAGGAGUAUACAGUGAAAAGUUAGGGGAGUCAUAUGCAAAAGCUGCUUCGGCUCUAGCCCUUGAAAAUAAAAUCCACGAGAGAACUAUGGUUGUUUAUGGAGAAGUCGGACUCGACGAAAUUUCUCCUAUAGGUUCAACAAAGUGUUGGAUAAUUGAAUCUGACGGAUCCAUAACGAGGCUAUCUAUUUCUCCUGAAGAUUUUGGGUUACCAGAACAUCAGUUGAAUGAAGUGAAGUCUGGUUCGCCUGAAGAGAAUGCUAGUAUAUUGCUACAUAUUUUACGCCAAGAUUCACAUAUAUACAAACUCCAUGAGUCGGAGAAGGGUAAUCACCCCAUUGUUGAUUACAUUUUGUUGAAUAGUGCUGCGUUGGCCGUUGUAUCGGGUUUGUCAAAGUCUUGGGCAGAGGGAGUAAAGUUGGCGAAAAAUUCCAUCACUUCAGGAGCUGCAUUGCAAUCAUUAGAGGAUUUCAAGAGCGCCAUCAGUGAGGUAUCUUAG
This is a messenger RNA of Priceomyces carsonii, 1113 nucleotides long. It is a transcript of the gene TRP4, whose product is annotated as anthranilate phosphoribosyltransferase. The transcript has a single exon. The record is from RefSeq and is a predicted model, not a curated record. Bases 1 to 1113 code for a protein of 370 amino acids. Gene Ontology annotation, biological process: L-tryptophan biosynthetic process. Gene Ontology annotation, molecular function: anthranilate phosphoribosyltransferase activity. Gene Ontology annotation, cellular component: cytosol. NCBI's taxonomy places the organism in Eukaryota, Fungi, Ascomycota, Pichiomycetes, Serinales, Debaryomycetaceae.